Messenger RNA from Eurytemora carolleeae, 980 nucleotides. RefSeq lists its product as uncharacterized. Gene Ontology annotation, molecular function: actin binding. The record is from RefSeq and is a predicted model, not a curated record. Lineage: Eukaryota; Metazoa; Arthropoda; Copepoda; Calanoida; Temoridae. Bases 162 to 959 code for a protein of 265 amino acids. The transcript has 4 exons. Gene Ontology annotation, biological process: actin cytoskeleton organization.
UGUCAGACCCGCUUAGACGUGAGCGGACACAUCUCUGUUGUUUUAAAGUGUUGAAAUUGUGAAGUGUGUUUAAAAUAUACAAAUGUAGUAUUUUAACAGUGAAUAAUGAUGUAAGGUAACAUAGUACAACCGAAGGUUGAGGAUGGUUUGACCCGGGGGUUAUGAAGUACGUCGAGGUGGCCGGGCAGCUUAGACCUGAGUUUAGGAUGCCUAUGCAUCUGAACGGGGUAUUGAUGAGUGGAUACCGAGGUAUGGGAGAUGGUGUUUACCGUCCUCCUCUCUCCAACAUGUCCCCCGGGAUGAUGCACAGAACCUCCAGCCUCGAGAUGCUCAACAACAUCAAGUUCGAGGAGAAGCGAGCUCUCAUCGCUUCAACACUCUCCCUAAAUGAUCUCCUGAAACCGUCCCAGGAUUUCAGGACACCAAUCAGCCCGCCGACGAGCAAGGCCCAGUUUAACCCGGCGGUAUCGAACGGGUAUAUGGUUCCACACAGUUUAUAUAAGACGGGAAACGGCGGUUACAAUAUAAACUAUUUGAACAACGGUAUUCCGGAGAAGGAUAUAGGGAAGAAGGCCAAUGGACUACCACGUAGCAACUCUCUAGGGAGUGGAAGUUUAUCCCCGCCCAUGCCACGUAAAUCCCGCCUCCAAGCCUUGGGCCGCCUCUUUAAACCCUGGAAGUGGAAGAAAAAGCGUAAGAACGAGAAAUUCGAAGCUGUGUCCAAAAGUUUAGAGCGUAAGAUAUCGGUUCGAACGAGUAAGGAGGAGCUGAUACAACGAGGGAUACUCCUGCCCGGAGAGGUGGGUGGACACGCCCCCUGGCAGUCCAGCCCCGCCCCCUCACACACCCUACCUCAACAAAACAACAACAAAACAGGUAAGUGUACUGCAACUGAUAAGCUGUACACCAAUGUUACGGACAUGUUGAUUGUACACUGUACAAUGUACAAUGUACUGUAAACUUGAAAUUGAACAGUUGAU